Pecten maximus is the source of this 2823-nucleotide messenger RNA. Its product is annotated as PHD finger protein 21A-like. The record is from RefSeq and is a predicted model, not a curated record. The transcript is spliced from 14 exons. Bases 128 to 1498 code for a protein of 456 amino acids. Lineage: Eukaryota; Metazoa; Mollusca; Bivalvia; Pectinida; Pectinidae.
UGAUUCGGCUUGAAAUGGUGUCGUUGAUCAAGGCGAUGUUUACAUCUACGUUUAAUAAUUUUUCCUGGCCAAAGAAAAUAUAAAAAUAUUGCCGGUUUGUGACGAAUCAUUAGAAAAGACUUUCAAGAUGUCGCGGUGUGAUUUAGAUGCCAUUCAGUUGCAACUGAAGACUGCAAUUCAAAGUCACCAGUUUCUGGUGACGAAGAUGAAAUCGGACCCACAGAAUGCUGAUCUUAGAAAACAACUUCAUGAUUUACAGAGAGAAAUCACAGUUUUGAGUGAGAAACAGAAAGUGAUUGUACAAAACCUGAGGAAGGAACUUGUCACAAGACAACAACCCACACCAGCUCCCCCUGUCUCUAAACCUGAAGCUCAGCCAUGUGUGCCUGCAAGAUUACAGCCAAUACAGCCAAAGCCUGCUACUGUACAAGUGAGUCCAGUCGUCGCACCGGUCACCAUGCCAACAAAUAUUGUAAAACGGGAGGAAGCAUGUUCAGUGAAGCUUGAAGAACCAUGUCAAGUCAAGGUUGAGGGAGGCAAUGUCACGCCUAAUCCACCAGCCAAUCAGAGCUCGUUAUCUCCUAGGUCCACCUCACCACCGAUCCGAGUACCUCAGUACCCUCUACACCGACCGUCUAUCCUCCCUCAGGGAAAACCUGUGGGCAGUAAAGGCAUGGGCUUCACCUCGUCACUUUCCCGACGGCCUUCAGACUCUGACCUUCGUGACAUCCGCAAAACUGUAGAGAGGAAACAGAUUUCACCAGAGGAAAAAGAGAAACUGGCCUAUAUGGCAGUAUUAGAAUUGGUGACCCAGGAGACUUUAAAAGAAAUGCAAAGCAGAAAACACGAACGGAAAAGGAGAACAACAGCCAACCCUAUGUAUAACUUUGAACCAGAAAUACAUCGAAGAAGACCAACAUCACUUGUAUUAAACAGUUUACCAGGAAUGAAACGACCACGAGGCCGACCACCCAAACAUGCUAGGUCACCAAGCAACAGCCAUCCUGGAACUCCCGACAGUACUGACAGUGGGGGUGGUUUCAGAAACGGCAUGUUUAAAAAUGGGUUUGAGGACGUACAUGACGACCUGUGUGCAGUGUGUGGACAGUCUGGCCAGCUUCUGUUAUGUGACACCUGUAGUAAAGUGUACCACCUCCAGUGCCUCGACCCGCCCCUGCCCUGUGUCCCUGAUGGACGCUGGAGCUGUCCCAAGUGUCAGGCUACAGGACGGUCAAAUACCUGGACAUCUGAAACACUGGCAAUGGUACAUUCCUUUAUAGCAAAUAAAGCUGCCAAGGAAGAGGAGAGGAAAAAGUUACAUAAGAAGAGUUUGGAGCUAAACAAUGAGGUGGUCUUGCUGGAGUCAAAAACAAAACAGCUCGGUGAGGCUUUAAUGCAACAACGACAGAAACGUGAAGAGCUGAUGGAAACUAAUCGUCACAACCAGCAGUCCGUGGAAAAUUACAAGAACUUCAUCAAAGUUAUACAGAGCUCAUAGCAGAGUCUGCCCUACAGUUUCUCAGUCAAAUUACUCAAUUAAACUGACCAGUGGCUAAAGACUUGGGGUCAAGCUGGCCAAUGGUCAGUAUUAAGCCAGGUUUUCCGUAACCAUUCAACAAUUGCUGUUUGUGAUGAAACUUCAUCGCAGCCAAGACAAAACAGUGACAGACUAUGGGGUCUUGGUGAUUAUAUACAGCUGAAUGGUGAUCAAACUUUGAGAUAAUCUCAAUUUUGACCAUUUUAUUCUUAAUGAAAAGUGACCAUUGGUCUUAGAAUCUGGUGCUUAUUCACAAUCUCGCUGGACGGUCGAAAGACAACUUACCUUGAUGUACGGUUGACCAGAGAACUUGACGUACAGCUCGACCGGGACCUUGAAGUACAGCUCACCCAAUGACCUUGCCCUCUGAAUGGACAUAUUUGGUGCUGACUGUUAACCUUGCUCUGUUAGAGAUUGGAUUCUUGUAGAUGCUAGUCCGUGUGAUGUGACACUGUGAGGUGUAGAUGUUGAAGUUAAAUGUUUCCUGUGUGGAACGCCGACUCGAUUCUACAGAAUCACAUGUUGGGCAACAUUUCCUUUGAAAACUUGUUCAGAAAAUUCUGAUACAUUCUAUUUAUUUAUCGGCAUGAGAGUGUUUGUAUGGUAGAGAAUUAAAUCUCUGAUUUCACACAUCCAUCCACUCAACUAGAGAUUUAAGAGGACAUUUUUCAUGUUUUGGUAGACCUCCAAGCUCGAGUGUGACCUCCAAGCUCGAGUGUGACCUCUAAGCUCGAGAGUGACCUCUAAGCUUGAGAGUGAACUCCAGGCUCGAGAGUGACCUCCAAGCUUGCCUUGCUAAGUGUCUUGUAAAACAGGCUGUGUGUAUGUUGUGGUGUGUGUAAAAGGUAUCUGUGUGAUGCUACAAUGUACAUGUGUACACAUGUAUAUAUUUGUAUAGAGCGAAUAUACAUAUAUGGGCAUUUCAAUGCUGUUAAUUUUGGCACAGAUUGAUCAGAUGUUCGAGGGAACCAGGAAUAUGGUCCCUGAUGCUAGUAUCUUGUCAGGUCCUAUCCAAAAUUGUAUCAUAGAUGAAUGGAUUUGAUUUUAAUCCGAUUGACCGAUUGAGUUUUAAAUACCCAUAAAUAUGCUUAAUGUAAAGUUGAGAACCUGUACAGAACUUGUACUGUAUGUAAAUUACAAACCCAUCAGCAAAUUAGAUCAUGAACCAUUUUCAGACCACAUUUGAUCAAAAUUCAAUACAUAGAGGAUAUCUAUGCGCACUCGUGAAAAAUAUCAAAAUAUUAGCCCCACUCGUGAAAUAUAUUUGGUAUUGCUGAAGACACUGU